This is a messenger RNA of Physella acuta, 9231 nucleotides long. RefSeq lists its product as uncharacterized. The record is from RefSeq and is a predicted model, not a curated record. Lineage: Eukaryota; Metazoa; Mollusca; Gastropoda; Physidae. Gene Ontology annotation, biological process: cell-matrix adhesion. Gene Ontology annotation, molecular function: calcium ion binding.
AUCAAGCUUAACAUGCUGGUGACAUAGAUAGUUCUCCUGAAUGUAAAAAAAAAUGAAGUUUACAGCCAUUCUGUGUGUUACUAUAUGUAUAUUUGGAGUGAUAUGUGCUUUGGAAAGAAACGAAACAAAUAGUGAAUAUAAUAAUGAUUUCGACGAUAAGAACAUUUCAGCAAGUAAUAUUGAGGCGCUAAAGGAUCUUUUAAUGAAAGAUAUAGAAGAAGAAUUCAAAAACGAUUUCUUGAUUCAAACAAAUACAAACAUCAGUGACAUGAUUGACGAAGAUGACUGGGAUAUGGAAACAGGGGAAACAACUGUAAACGCUACAGUUUUAAUGCAGAAUGAAAGUAUUAGCAAUUCAAGCAUAGAACUAGGAAACCAACACCUACUCUAUGGGAACCUGUCCGUCCUUUUAGAAGAGGCAGCGAGCACCACAGAAGAGAAAACAGUUAUAAACGCGAAUGAAAGUAAGAGCAAAGAAAUUACAGGUAUUGGAAACCAGCAACUGCAUGAGGAUUUUACAGAAACGAUGAACACCACUUUAAACAAUACAGGAGUCAGACGGAAUACUUCCAACACACCAAGUGAGGAGAAACUAGAUGUAACAACUAGGAAGCCAUUAUGGUCAGAGUUGUUAGAUGACGUUACUGUCGAGGAAAUAUUUAUAGAAAUUACAGCUAAACCAAAACGUUCGAGUAAAACAUCCACCACUACAGAAACAACAAACCAAAGAGUCACAGAAAUGGAUGAAGACUUAAGCCAUUACAUCAAAGACAACUUACAACAUGGAAAUCUUGUUCCUCACACAACAAUGAAACCAAGCAACGACCAAAGCUAUAUUACAGAGUAUUUUAAAGGCGGGCUCCAAUCAACCACUGCAUACCCUAGACCAAGCAAUCCUUGGGAAGAUAAAUUACAAUUUGUUCCUGUAGCUAAAGAGUUAACAACACAGAUUCCAAAAGCACGUACCAAAUCCGAUAAACAUCAAAAUAUCAAGGGAGGUAAAGCAAGAUCAAGAAAAGUUUAUGUCUACGAGACAGACAAAGACGAUGAUUUGAUGGUGGCUAACAAGGAAGAAGAUGAAUAUAUUCUUGUGAAGUAUAACAGUGGGACCGUACGGGUUAAACGUUCAUUUGAAGACUACAGUGGUUCAGGAUCAGGAUCGGGAGCAUUAGCAGUGCGCGGUGAACUAUGGAUUUCUCCUAUUGUUAGAGGAAAUGAGUCGAUAAACGGAACGUCCGAGAACAAUAAACGCAAGCAACUAUUGGCUUUAUCGCUUAAGACAUACCUGGACCCAUACAUUAAAAGAAUGGCGUAUACACAUUUGACCUAUACGUAUUUUGGAGUUGAUAUGCUAAGAUCAAGUACAAACUUCACCAUCGUAGAGUUUGAAAUAUACCUUUUUGAUUCUGUACACGAAUACGACAAUGUGUUUGAUGCUGAAAUCCGGUUGGUAAUAGCCAAGGCCUUGAUCAACAUGAGAGUAAUAGAUUCAAAUUACAAUGUCGUAUUAUCCCAGUUAGAAAAUGUAACGAAUAAUAUGCAAGCAGUUAACUGCAUAACAUGUGAGACGUACGAAAUAUGUGAGCCAGUAAACGGCAACAUGAUUGUAUGGCACUGCAAGCCAUCUGAGCCACGAGCGUAUCCAUACGGAGUUCUGUCAAUGGAUGAAACAUUAGCUAGAAACAGAGAAUUCGCCUCAGCAAAAAUUAACAUAGAAGAUUUUAUACCUUAUGAAAACACAUUAUUUCAACACAUAUGGAUUUCUGUGAAUGGAUUGAUAAGUUUUGGAGAUGAGUACUCCAGUUUCACGCCUCAACGACUGCCAGUGUUAGAUAAAAAAGGAAAUCCUCGACCUCUGUUAGCUCCGUACUGGACAGACCUUGAGCUCACAGAUGGUGAUGAGGGACAGGUUUAUUAUCAUGUUUACAAGUGCUGGCUAGAAACAUCCUCUAAAGCAUGUGAAAGGGCCAAGAUCGACAUUGUUAGAUAUGCUAACAUUUCAACCUACACUGCGACCAUUGUUAUUGUAGUCACAUGGGUUAAAGUGCCCGUCACAGGAAAUACGAGAAACGAGCGUGUGUCAUUCCAGUGCGUUAUUGCAACCGAUGGCUACACAACCUAUGCUAUUUAUCUAUAUAUGCAAGGAGCUAUGCAAUUCAAGCCAUUGUCUGCAAGGAAUGUUGAGGUUGGGUGGGGAAAACAAAACUUCGAUACAUCCAGAUUGUCGUAUUAUAUGUUUGACAGAGUUCUGGGAAAUACAGGAGCACCUGGCCAAUGGUUUAUCAAAGUUGGAGAAAAAGACAACUAUAAAAUGUUGUGUAGAUCAUGGUAUCGAUCAGCCUCUGUUGCUGAAUUGAUUGCUAUCAAUAAUAAGAAUAUAGAAAUGCCAGCAUGUCCAUGUAAUGAAUUGGUGGCCUACAAUAGUCCACUUUGGGUGCAAACCACACAUGUCCAGAAUCAAAGUCACUGUUUUGAUUUACUGCCAUAUUAUGGUGAAUUUGGAAGGCGAUGCUGCUAUCGUAUGGAUGGGAGUUUCAGUCUUGAAACCAGAAAGCCACAAGCAGGCAGCCUUCAACGCAACAAUGCUUUCAAUUCUUUAAUACACAAUUCUAGAGAUCACCAACUGAAUGAUAUUGAACCAAAAAAUUGGUGCUGCUAUCAAUCUGAUUUAUGUGAACAAUACUAUGAAUUAAGACCAACUGUACAAUGUAUUGCAAGUAGUUGGGUGAGGGGAUUUUUGUUUGGUGACCCUCAUAUUUUUACUUUCGAUGAGCGAUUUUAUAUUUUUAAUGGCCUUGGAGAAUAUAAAAUAUUGGAGAUAGAUGGCAUUGCAAAGGACAGAACUGACAUCAAUUUUAUGAUGCAGGGUCGGACUUGCAGUGCAUUAAGCAAAAAUGGAACAAAAGCAAGAGCUGCAGUUUGGUGUGCUUUUGCUUUUAAAAAUGGAGAUGAUAUGAUAUUAACAGUACAAAUAAGUCCUGGGGAUAGAAUGAUGGUUAUUUAUGCAAAUAAUAGAGAUUACUCUGCACCAUUUAAAAAUGAGCCAGAAUUCUUUGCUGUUGAAAAUGGAAUGGUCAUCAGACAACAAAAUGGAUCCUUGAAAGUUUCAUUUUCUGAAAGUGUUGGAGUCACAAUUACCCUAUCAUAUGGUUUUCUUGAAGCUUAUGUAAGCUUAGAUAAGAAAUAUCAGAAUAUGACACGAGGGCUCUUAGGCAAUUUCAAUUAUAUCAAGACAGAUGAUUUUAUAUUUCCUAAUGGGACUACACUCACAGAUAAAUCGUCUGAAAGACAACUUCUUCAUUUUGUACAGAGCUGGGCAGUAACUCAGUCUGAAAGCUUAUUUCCAUAUGCUUAUGGGCAAAGCACAUCAACAUUUUCCUUUACAAAUUUCACCCCUUUAUUUUAUGAUGAGCUUAGUUAUGCAAUAACCAAUUCUUCCAGUACAUUUUGUAAUGGAAUGUUUCAAAUACCUUGUAUUUAUGAUUACAUUGCUACUCAAAAUGAAAGUUUAGCAAAACAUUCACUAGAAGUAGCAGAUCAGUUCAUAAUGGAGAAUACCAAUAUGGCAAAUCAAGCACCAUUUAUUAAGCUAAAUCAAACAAACUUUGAAAUAUAUAUUAAUACUCCUUUUUUCAUCAAUGUUAGUGGCUAUGAUAUUGAUGGGAAUGUUACACACUUCAUAGUAUUAACCAAUGUAAAUUACAUUGAAAAGCCAAAAAAUCAAGUUACUUCAACACAUAAUACAACAACCGAAUUUAUGUUUAUAGUUACAAAGUUAACUGUAGUAACAAUUGGAAUAACAGCUGUUGAUGAUAAAAACAUGCAGUCAGAAGUUAUCCCAUUGUCUCUUACUCUCUGUACUGGUUGCAGUAAUCAGGGAUCAUGUAACUUUUCUGUUACCAGACCUACCACAUCUCCUUAUUUUACCUAUGCAAUCUGCAACUGUAACUCUAGAUAUAGAGGAGUUGAUUGUGAAGAAAUUAUUGAUGGCUGUGCUGAUAAGCCCUGCCCAUUAGGCUGUACAAAUCUUUCAAACAAUAUAAAUCAGGCUACUGGAGUAUUUUAUAACUGUGAAAAUUGCCCUGUUGGUUUUAAUCUUAGCAUUACUAAAACCAAGUGUGAAGACUUUGAUGAAUGUCAAACUUCACCAUGUGAUUCUCAUGCUGACUGUGAAAAUACUUAUGGAAGCUUUUUGUGUCACUGUCAGAGUGGUUACCAAACUGUAAACAACAGUUGUGUGGACAUAGAUGAGUGUGCUGAUAAACUAGAUAACUGUGCUCAGUUAUGUACCAACACUCUAGGAAGUUUUAAUUGUUCCUGUUAUCCUGGUUUUAAUAGCUCCAAAAAUGCAUGUAUUAAAACAGAAACAGGUAUAAAUCAGUGUAAAUCAGUAAACGCAACAUGCAAUUAUGACUGCAACAAUGACACUCAAGGCUGUUUUUGUAAACAUGGAUUUAUUCUGAAAGAAAAUGGCAUUGAUUGUAUAGAUGUUGAUGAAUGUAAGAAAAACAUUUGCUCACAAAACUGCAGUAAUAGUGAAGGGAGCUUUACUUGUAGCUGUAACGCUGGUUACAAGAUGAACAGCGAACAUGCUCACGAGUGUGAUUCAUGUCGUGAUAAUAUGUAUGGGUUAAACUGUGCCGCACAAUGUGAAUGUAAGGGCCAUGCUCUACGAUGUGACAGUAUCAAGGGCUGUAUCUGCCAAGACAAUUGGAAGGGAACGAACUGUGACAUUGAUGUUGAUGAGUGUGUAGAAACUCCAAACAUUUGUCCACCAUAUCAUUACUGUAAAAAUACUAAGGGAUCCUACACAUGUGACUGUCCUACAGGAUUUGAAGAUAUCAAUGGGACUUGCAUCAACAUCGAUGAAUGCAACAAUAUUCUGCUAAAUAAUUGCUCCCAAAACUGCAUUGAUGCACCAGGCUCUUUCAUUUGUGAAUGCUUUAGUGGUUUUACAAAACUUUCUAAUGGGACUUGCUUAGAUAUAGAUGAAUGUCAUAAUGGCCAAUCUGGCUGUGAGCAGAUCUGUUUGAAUGUUCCAGGGAGUAGCUACUGUGGUUGUUAUCCUGGUUAUAGAUUAAAGGAUGACAGAAAGACAUGUGAAAAAGAUGCUGUGGAUCCUUGCGUCAAUUUUUACCUUAACUGCAGCCAAGGCUGUACAGAUGUAAAUGGAACACCUCAAUGUUUCUGUCAUACUGGCUUCACUCUUAGCACUAAUAACUUUGAUUGCAUUGAUGUAAAUGAAUGCAAAUCAGAAAAUAACAAGUGUGAUGGAAACUGUGUUAAUACUAUGGGCUCCUACAACUGCUCAUGCCCUGUAGGCUAUAAACUGCAAAAUGAUAAAUUAAGCUGUCGAGCAUGUGAUGCUUAUCAUUGGGGAGAUAACUGUGCAACUACAUGUAACUGCAGCAUACAAGGCAUGUCAAGUUGUGAUGCUGAAAUUGGAUGUCAGUGUAAAACAGGCUGGGCUGGGACAUGGUGUGAGAUUGAUCAAGAUGAAUGUUCUAGUGAAAUUUCUCCUUGUCUGCCAUUGUCUUCAUGUAUUAACACACCUGGAUCAUUUGAAUGUCGGUGUAAAGAAGGAUACAUUGACUUAACUAACCAUACAUGCACCGAAUGUUAUUAUGGAACUAAUGGAUAUAGUUGUACGCAAAAUUGCUCAUGUAAUAUAACAAAAAGUAUUUGCUUUCCUGAGAAUGGAACAUGUGAGUGUCUAAAGGGAUGGAAGGACACAGGCUGUAAUGCUGAUAUAAAUGAAUGUAACUACCAAAUCAAUCCAUGUCAGAACAAUUCAAACUGUGUUAACACAUUAGGAUCAUAUAGAUGUGUCUGUGAUAAAGGCUUCUUUAAAUCAAACCAUGGUUGCACUCCUUGUAGUAAAAUGAAAUUUGGUCAAGACUGCAGUGAAAAGUGUAAUUGUGUUCAGCUUCACACUGAGAAAUGCAAUAAUAUCAAUGGAUCUUGUACAUGUAAGCCAGGCUGGACUGGAGUUCAUUGUGAGAAAGAUAUUGAUGAAUGUUCAAACACUAGCUACUGCCCAGAUGAACAUGACCAUUGUUUUAAUAUAAAUGGAUCGGCCGAAUGUAGAUGUGAUGAAGGAUAUGGAAAAUCAAUUGGCCCAUUUUGUGAAGAUAUAGAUGAGUGCCUUGAUCCAUCUUACCAGUGUGACUUGAAGACUACGACAUGUAACAAUGCAGAAGGAUCAUAUGAAUGUAUUUGUAAACCUGGACAUUUAACAAAAACAAAUGACAAAUUUGCUUGUAUAGUGAACUAUGUUUCAUUCCCAUUGACUGUUCAACUUCAGUACCCCAAAGAGAACAUAAACCCGUUCUUGUUUAUUUCAACUACGAGAGAAUCAAGAGAAUUAUCAAGUAAAAUUGCAGAUAGUUUAACUAAAUUUGGAAAAGAAAAACUUGGUCAAGCUAUUUUGCCUUUCAUUAUAAAUAAACUUGUAAAUGGAUCCGUUAUUGCCUAUACAGAACUACAGGUUGAUCAAUUGUAUAGUAACAGUGACUCAGACCCUGCUUCAACAUUUGCUUAUGAACUAAACAAAGCAGGAAAUUUGACUAUUGGUUCUGAAGUAAUUGAAGUACUGGAUGUUUCUGUGUGUAACACUUCAUUGAAAAAGCUACCAAGUUCAUGUGAAGUGUACUCUGUCUUGAAGAACUGUUCAUCUAAUCCAUCAUACAAAGAGAACACAGUACCAUCGUGUAAAAUCAUAGAUGCAGAAAACAAUACUGCAUUAACAAUUGGACUGUCUGUUGGACUUAGCCUGUUGGUCAUCAUCACAAUAGCUAUUGUGGUGCUUGUUAUCUUGCGCUAUAGAAAGAGAAGACAAAAACAUGAUCAAGAGGAAUAUAUUGAAAUUAAUCCACCACUACUAUCCCCAUUACCACAUGAAACUGUGUACAAAACAACUGAGGAGAAACAUGCUUACAAUACACUUGAUAUGAAAGAUACAGAUCCUGUUGUACAUUAUCAAAUGAUACCAACCACAUCAGAGGAACAAGGAGCUGAUUUACCUGACCAAAACACUGAUAUGAAUACAUAUUAUGAAAUAGUGAAAGAUGCAGACAAUAAGACAGCCACAUUUAGAGAAAUGGCUACUAAUUCAAACAAUGAAAUUACUCCCAACAUUCCACUAAGAAAGAAGAAGUCUAAUAAUAAACCAGCUGAAGAUUCAGAAAUAACCAACAGUACAUACAAUGAAAUACAGAAUAAUCAAAAUAGUGUAAAUGAUAUGAAUGCAGAAAUAGACAACACUCCAUACAAUGAAAUCCCCAUCAAUCAAGACCAUGAAGUUGUCAACAGCCUAGAAGAGGAUAACAGUCCUUAUAAUGAAAUUAAUCCUGACGAAGAUAGAGGUCACAAUCCAUACCAUCAAUUAAAUGAAUCUGGAACAAAUGACUUGGACAAGGAACAUGUUUAUGAACAAAUCCAAAAGUGAAGAGUUGAAUCUAAUCUAGGCUUAACCACAUUAGUAAUCAUUAGUAUGAUAUAAUAAACAAUAUUUGUUUGUAAAUCAUGUUUCCUUUUUCAUUCAUACAUUAAAAUUUACAUGGAUAUUGUUUCCAAUACCCCUGUAUGAAUAUGUUACCAGGAUGUAUAAAACCCCAGCAUUUAUAGAAUACCUUGGCAAUUUAGCAAUCCAUGUUGUUCUUUGAAUCACAGAAUGAAAGUUCCUGAUUUUCAUAAGAUGGGCGAGUCAUAGUCUUUCAAUCCAGUGGUCAGUUUUCUAAUUUGAUGUAUGGCUUAGUUCUUUCAAGCAAUAUUAUAUUCUACACUUUGCCUGUGGUUGUUUAGGUAAAUGUAUGACCCAUUUCCUAAAUGGAAAUAUUUCAUUAUUCUUGUUUUUUUUUAAAGCAGUAUUAAAUCAAUUUGCUCAAGGUGUUCAAAUGAGUUUGAAUUUAAAUUCAUGUUUGAGUUAUGUUUGCCAUUGUAGUUUGCUACAAGUUAAAUUAUGCAUUUGAUUGUCAUUUUAACUUCUCAUGUCCAAAAGUAUAAAUAGUUCACAAUGGUUUAGUCUUUUAUAUGGUGCCUUUUUUACAUGAUUAAUUCAUGGAAAAUAGAUAUUGGCUAAAUCCUUUUGUUGGAGUUACUAAAUGCUUCAUUCUAGAACUGUCUUGUGAUUCAAUUUCUUGUUCUGUGUGAGGUGAGAGAACAUUUGUAAACCUACAUUUUCAAGCCAACAUAUUGAAAGAAAACUCACAUUAAAUAUAUAUUCAUAACUUUUAGCAUAUGACUGGUUAUUUUUCUUUCAUUUUAUUUAUUGCAAUAUAAUCAGUAUAUUUAACUAAUGUCAUGUUGUAUUCAAUAUUUUGUGUUUUUUUAAAUUAAAAUGAACAUAAAGAUUUUGUGAAAAUUCCCAAGGUACUUGUUCAAUGUUGGUAACAAAACCACUUUCUAAUAAUUAUAUAAGAUUUAAUUAACUGAACUAAAAAAUAAAGAUAUAUCAGACAUAUACUAUUAACAUUUUUACUUAUUAAGUGUGUACUAUUUAGCCUAGUAGUAUAAAUGGAAAUUUUUUCUUUUUAAUUUCCCUCUUUCUUUGUAUAAUUUAACUUCCAGUAUCAUUCUACAAAUAUUGAAGUUAGUGUAACUUAAAUAACAAAAUUGACUGGUGUAUUUACCUUAUAAACACAACGAAUUAGUAGGCUAUUUAUUUAGUGGCAGAAAUCUUAGAUGAAAAUCUGAUUGUCUAGCCAGUAUCAGCAAAAAUAUUAAUUUGCAUUAGUUUGUAUCAACAUGAAAAUAAUUGUGCAUAAACCAAUAGAUUAAAUUAUCUUUACAAUUAUAAUAUGUAGUGAAGAGGGAUGAAUGGGGGUGAAUGUUGUUGUUACUUGGUACCCUAUCCCAUUCGUCCUUGUUCAGUUCUUUUGCUGUGUGUUGUAAUAGUCCGAUUUGUAGCAGUUUAUGAAAGGAUUUAUAAGUUGUAUGAGCACCAAUAUAUUCUGAAUUUUUUAUGCUUGUUAUCAUGAGACUAGAUGGCAUGGUCAAAUGAUAGAGGAUUUGUCUGCUAACAUAAAAGUCUAGAGUUCAAGUGCUUGGCUAGAGUCCCUGACUCCACCUGCUAGUAGGCAGGUCUAUGUUUUUAAUUCCAUUUCACAUGAGACAAAAUAAAAUGCAAAACUUUAAAUUGAUUCACAAAACACAUUCACUAAAUAAUGACACAAAUGCACUUUACUCAGAGCAAUGAAAAAUUCAUUAUUAUAUUAUUAUAUUAUGAUAUUA